Molecule: messenger RNA, 1237 nt
Organism: Drosophila kikkawai
Lineage: Eukaryota; Metazoa; Arthropoda; Insecta; Diptera; Drosophilidae
Product: trypsin-2
Biological process (GO): proteolysis
Molecular function (GO): serine-type endopeptidase activity
Source: RefSeq, a predicted model, not a curated record
UGCCACGUCGGGGACGUAACACAGACAAAGCAGCGAAGCUAACCAACCAACCAUGAUCGGAAAGGGACAACUUCUGGCGGGAUCUCUGCUCCUGGUUGUGCUUACAACCCUGCCAUCGGCACUGAAUGGUUUUGUGCGACCCACGCCGCUGGGCGCCAGAUCCAUUAAACCACGCUUCGAUGUGGACCCCGGGCGGAUUAUCAACGGCACGGAGGCCACUCUGGGCGCCACCAGGCAUCAGGUGGGCAUCAGGAAGGCCCUCAAUGAUGGAUACUUCUUCGGAACAGGACACCUGUGCGGGGGAUCGCUCAUCCGGCCGGGCUGGGUGCUAACCGCCGCCCAUUGUUUUGUGGACCAAGUUAUAUAUGACGGCACCUUCGUGCCCAAGGAAGAGUUCAUCGUGGUAAUGGGUAACUUGGAUCGCUACGAUAAGACCAACACCCUAACCUUUGAGAUCAAGGAACGAAUCAUGCAACUGGACAAAUUCGUCCUGUCCACCUACGACAAGGACAUUGCCCUGUUAGAGCUGAAUGAUACUGUGCCGACGGGUCAUCCCACCAUCCGACCUAUUGCCCUCAAUCGUUUCCCAGUAGCCGAGGGCGUUGUCUGCCAGGUGACCGGUUGGGGAACGAAAGAAGAUGGCUACAUCUCGGAUCUGCUGAUGACCGUUGACUUGCCCAUUAUCAGUGAGCAGCACUGCAUCGAGGACAGCGAUCUGGGCCAUUUAAUCCUGCCCGGCAUGAUGUGCGCUGGGUAUUUGGAGCAGGGCGAGAAGGAUGCCUGCUCGGGCGACUCCGGCGGCCCGAUGGUCUGCCAGAGCGAGCUAGCCGGCGUCAUCUCCUGGGGCAUCAAGUGUGCCCUGCCCCGUUUGCCGGGCGUCUACACCGAGGUGGCUUACUACUACGAUUGGAUACUGGAGCAGAUGGGCGAGGAUCCCAAUGGUGAGGGUAGCGGCGGCGAUGGAAGUGGUGAAGGAAGCGGUGAAGGAAGUGGAGAAGGAAGUGGUGAAGGAAGUGGUGAAGGAAGCGGUGAAGGAAGUGGUGAUAUCGAUGGCAGUGGUGAUGGUGGUGGUGGUGGUGGCGCCAUGACCGCCAUUACCAGUACUCUGAGCUUGCUCCUGCCCGGCUUUCUUGCCCUGAGCCUGAUGUUUAGUCAUUAAUCCCAGAAUUACUUUGAUAAAAAAAUCUGUAUAAUCUAAGGACAAGGCUAAAUUUUUUUUUGUAUUAAUUUGUAAUAA